This is a messenger RNA of Yamadazyma jaroonii, 732 nucleotides long. The record is from the annotation of a GenBank genome assembly. Lineage: Eukaryota; Fungi; Ascomycota; Pichiomycetes; Serinales; Debaryomycetaceae.
AUGAAGUUAAAUAGAGAUAUAACUGUGAAUAAGACUGACUUGAGAGCCAAUGCAAAAAAUAUGUUCAAAAGAAACAACAAUUCAUACAAUAGAAAUAGAAAUAAUAAGAGAUUGAAAGUUCCUGAUGAUCCAAGAUUAGACAUUGUUCAACAAAUUUAUCCCAAUCCUCAAACAGUAAUAAAAAGGGAGAAUGUUUUGGUUAUAAACUUACCUGAUGGGAUGUCGAGAUCCAUCAGUAAUAAAACAGGUUAUGAUAAAAAGCUGCAAAAUUUCACUUGGACCAUUCAAUGGAUAUUCGAAGGACAAGAUUUGAAGAAAGAUUUCAUUAGUUAUAGAAUAAGUGAAAAUUUGAAAUUAGUAGACGCCUUCCCCGUGAAUGUGUUACACGUUGAAUUAAAGAAAGAAGAUUUGAAAUUUUAUCUUGAGAACGUCAUUACAAUCAAUGAUAAAUAUAUCCAAUUGAAUGGGGACACCUCAAUAAGUGAGUGUCUUAAAGAUACCAUAGUUUUGGAAUAUCCCACCAUACAUGUACGAUUAGAUGAAAUUGAAUCGAUAACCUUGAAUAAAGCUUAUCAAAUGACCAACGAUAGUUCUGAGAGUGAUAGUGACAGUGACAGUAGCAGCGAUGAUAUCAGUGACGAAAGCAACGACAGUGACGAAAGUGAUGAUAAUGAUAGUGAUUCUGAUGGACCUCCAGAGGAACACUUAUCUAAAGACCCAAACCAAGUAUAG